Molecule: messenger RNA, 6355 nt
Organism: Branchiostoma belcheri (Belcher's lancelet)
Lineage: Eukaryota; Metazoa; Chordata; Leptocardii; Amphioxiformes; Branchiostomatidae
Product: probable histone-lysine N-methyltransferase CG1716
Exons: 21
Coding region: 35-6355 (2106 amino acids)
Cellular component (GO): nucleus
Molecular function (GO): protein binding; histone H3K36 methyltransferase activity
Source: RefSeq, a predicted model, not a curated record
CCCAUUGACACGCAUUGCAAAAUAUUCAAUCAAAAUGUUCAUUCGUAUUUGGUGGCGGCAGAGACAGAGGCCAGGCGCCGAAAAAACUGGGCAGUACGACGACAAGCUUUCCCCGCGAAAAGCUGAAUUUGGAACCAUGAGUGACCACUACUACAACCCUGAAAGUCCCACUGGGGAUAUGGACAUCAGUUCAGAGUCUGGCUCUGAGAAUGAGACAGACAAAGAUGAUGUCCCCCCUCCCCCACCCCCUCCCAUUGUUGCCCAACUGCCGCGGAUAAAAGCCCUCGUCAACUACGACGUCGCCAACACCAGCGAAUCAUCCGACCUCAGCGAAGAGGAUGCCCAAACAGAGGUCAAGGUUCAAGGUUCAAAAGAACAGGAAGGCAAAGGGAAGAGCACAAAAUUUUCUCCACUGUUAGAAAACGGCGAAAAGCACGCGGAAGAAAUUGACUCAGGAACUACAGAUGAAGCUCGCGUGGAUAGAACUGCGAAGGGACCAGUAAGCGCAGAAAAGAACGCCAAGUUCGAGCCAGUACUGAUAUUCAAGGACAGAAACACAAUACAGAUCUCCAGGCCCAAAACGGAAACGAAAGAAUCCGCAUCUGCAUUCACAAAGCAGAUUGACGAUUCCACACUUGAUAGGAGUGACAAAGGGGUUUCUAAGGAAGAGGACACUAAUGAGGGUGCAGGGAAAUGGAGGCCAGUUGGCUGGUCGGCAUCACAAGCAAAUAAAACAUCGAAAGUCGAUGUCAAACCUGCUGUACAAACCAACAGAUUUCUUCCACUGAAGAAGACAUCUGUAGACUUCAUCCCCAUGAAGAAAACACCCAUAGAAGACACGUACGGUCUGGAUAUUUUCGAGCAGAGCCAGAAGCGUAAGGUAGGGAGAGGCAACAAGUCCGGAGCCAUCUCCUUCCAGUUGAGAAAGCCAGGCCUGGGGCAGAAACCGAGUAUCAAGUUCUUUGUGCCGAGGCAGCUGAAGGUUCGCAGUAGUUCAGAGAGUAGUCUGACGGCAGCGGUGUCUGCUGAAGGCCCCUCACCUCCACCGGACGAGACGUUACCACCCCUACCUAAGGAAGACGUGGUCAAGCCUCCUCUGCCUAAAAUGGAACGUGAAGCAAGCUCCAAAGCUCCACUGCCAGCUGUAGAACGUGAAGUAAAAGAAGACAAGCCACCGAUGUCAGUUAGUGUUACCACAGGUCCAGUUAGUUUAGAAGCUCAGACACCCACCCCAGAGAGCCGGCCCCCUGCACAAGUCGAUACAGUUGUCGAGAGAAGAGAUAGCAAAGAAAAAUCAAGAUGGACUUGUGAGGGAAAAGUUGCCUCUGAGGAAAGAACGCAGCCAAACGCACUAGUGGUCGAAAGGGGAGAUAGCAAGGAAACGUCAAGAUGGACUUGUGAGAAUAGGGAAGCCUCUGAAGAAAGAGUGCAGCCAAACGUACACGUAGGGUUACCUCAUGUGCCAAUGAAAUUGGAAGCCUUGCCUGCUAGUGACAUACCCAGAACAUUGCCAGUUAGCUCUAUACCACUGCCAUGUGUGGACCCUGCAGUUGAUUCUCGCUCAGUUUUAGCAAAAGAGGAGACAGAAAAACACAGAAACUCAGACCAAUCAGACAUGGAGCUUGGUUCAGACCAAUCCGACGAGGAUCGGGCCAAAUCGGCUGAAAGUUCGAGUUCCGAGGACGAUUCCGAUUCUGACACCGACACCAGAAGGAGAUUGCGCUCUGUCGUAACCGUGGUGGUCGCCAAGCAACAGACCUCGAGUCCGCCAAGCUCGAAAGAAAAGAAGCACGACAGUCCGUCGAGCGCGAAAGAACCUAAAGAAAAGAAACGGGACAGAGAGAGGAGGUCAGGUAGUAGGAAAGGCAGCUCCUCGAAAGACGAUGCUAAAUCGGACAGUCGCGAACGCUCCAGGACUAGAAGUCAGAGCGAAAGUUGCAGUACUAGAACCAGCCCUUAUCGCGAACAUUCACGACACAGAGAUAAAUCUAAGGCUAAGUUGGACUCGUCUGAGAUCAAAAAGGAACCUGAAACUUCAAGAAGACGAGAGAGCACAUCCGAGAAACGUAGGUCCUUCUCAGAAAGCAAACCCCUUGGGACAACUAAACAAGAAGAAUCAGGAACAGCUAAAAAAGAAGAAUCAAGCAAUGUAAAUAUUCCUCCUGUCAAACACGAACCUGUAGACUCAAUGGAUACCAAGGUGAGCGAAAGUUCAAGCUUUGCAGUAGAUAAAUCCAAAGUGAUCAGUUCAAAACUUUGCCUUGUUUCUCCAAAGGAAGAACAAAACAUUAAGGAGGAGACCAACAUAAGGCCGUCACCAACCGAGGCUGUGUUUGGGGAAACACUUGUGUCCUCUUCUUUGCGACAAGAGCCUAUAGAAAUCCCCCUUACACGCCUCCCAGAGCAACCAACACUCACAACAAACAGAAAGGAACUGAAAGAAGAAAACUUUGCCGGCAAACUGACUUCUCAGCCAGCCAUUGAAAUCUUUUCUACAAAGCACAGUGAAGCAAGAUUCGGUCCACACGUGAAGACAGAAGAUGACCGUGUUCCUGAGACUAAACACACAGUGUUGGAAAACCCCAUGUUGGACUCUGAAGAGCGCAAUACACAGCAUAAAGGUGAGAAGGACAAAGUAGUGUUACCUGUUCUGGUCAACUAUAGUUCACAGGAGGAAGAUGACAGUAGCCGUGCUACAAGUCCAACAGUGGAAGAAGGUAUCUCUGAAGAAAAAGAUGACAGUAAGACAGUUUCUUCUUCUCUAGAAGAAGAAGCAACAGUGGUUCAAGACAAGUUAAAAGGUUCCUUAGCAUCUGAUGUUGAGAUUAAUACAGUGUUCCACAAGGAAGACACAAUAACUGAUACUAUGGCUUCACAAUUCAGUGAGGUAGCACCAGAAUGCCAGCCUGCACUGGAAAAAGAAGGUGUGUGGCCAUUGGCUGAAGUAAAAUCAUGUGAUACCAAUAGGAACGAACCAUUACCAGCCAGAGGGGGUGUGGUGGAAGGACCAGAGGAAAUGGCUAUACCCGUAGUGUCAGGGACUGGUCGGAGGUACAAGAAAGGAACUCGCUGGGACUCAGACACCAGGGAAAAGGUACCGGUCGAGGUAAGCGAACAAUACGGAAUGGACAUGUCAGAAAGCCAUCUCGACAAAAGAACAACGCAAGAGCAACGCGUCUUGCAAACUGUUACCGGAGACGAAAACGAAAACGAUGGUGGAAGCACCCCUCUACGAGACGAGUACGAAGAUUUUGACUCUCCCUCUGAGCCUAUCGCUCCAGGAGUUUCAACCAAUGAGGAGAGGGGACGAUUUUUGAACACAGUCCACGGGAGGAGCGACGAAAGAGUUUCCAUCAUGGCGGCCACGUCCACCUCCUCCCACCCCCAUCACGACGAUGGUUCGUCCUACCGCUCUCACGCGAUUGGUUUGGAGCCAUCGCGACCUGGGGUCAUGCCCGCCGCCAUGUCCAACCCGUGGGACGAAUACGAAGACUGCGGGUUGUACGCUGACUUCUCGGGGCCCAGCAUGCUUCCCCGCGCCAGUUUAUCCGACAGCGCACCUCCCUGCGAUUCCUCAGCUUCUAAGGACCUCCUGUAUGACUCGAACUACGUGGAAAGCACACAGAGAACAGAAGCAGAUGCUUGGAAAGAGGAUGAAGUCAGUAACCUUGAUGCACAGAACAGCGCCAAUUCACAAGAUGUCACACAGUUCUCGGAGCAAAGCAGUCAAGAAGACUUGGAGUUGACUCCUAUAAGGAGAAGUGCGCGUCUUCGCUCCCAAGACUCAGACGUAAACAGUUCACCGUCUUUAAGUAAAGACAGCGCGGAGAGGCCACAGAGAAGGGUCAGUAUCGAACUUCCUCAAGAAUCUUCUUCAAAGACUACAGAAGAUGUCUUGAGUGAGGUACCAGCCGAGAAAGACGUUCCAGAGAAAGAGAAGAAGCCAGAAGAAAACCUUCGGCCACCGUUCUUUGAAGAGAUUACAGAGAAUCUUUACCUCAGUGAAAGGAAGAAGUCUAAGAUGAGAAAAGACAUCCGGCGCAUGCUGUGUGAGUGUGUAACAUCGGAGGAAGAACGGGAUGCUGGGAUAGCUGCAUGUGGGGAGGACUGUCUGAACAGACUGCUCAUGAUAGAAUGUGGUCCCCGGUGUCUAUGUGGAGAAUACUGCACCAACAAACGCUUCCAGAGGAAGGAGUGUUCCAGGGUCGAACCAUUCAACUGUGGGGACAAGGGGUGGGGACUCAGGGCAGCUGAGGACAUGAUAUCGAACCAGUUUGUGAUGGAGUAUGUGGGAGAAGUGCUGAACUUCAGCGAGUUCAAACAGAGAACUAAAGAGUACAACAGGCAGAAACAGCAUCACUUCUACUUCAUGGCACUCAAGAAUGAUGAGAUUAUCGAUGCGACUAAGAAAGGCAACGUGUCCAGGUUCAUCAACCAUAGCUGUGAUCCUAACUGUGAGACACAAAAGUGGACUGUGAAUGGGGUUUUGCGGGUAGGUUUUUUCACCAGAAGACCCAUAUGUGAGGGGGAGGAGCUUACCUUUGACUACAAGUUCCAAAGAUAUGGUAAGGAGGCCCAGAAGUGCUACUGUGGAGCUGCCAACUGUCGAGGUUACCUGGGGGGAAACAAAACUACUCCUGUCAGACAGAGGGCCAAGAAAAAAGUGGAGGACAACUUGUUGGAUGAAGAGAUAGACCAGAUGGCAGAAACCUGUGAGGAGGGACUGACAGAGACAGAGCAGGUGCUCUACCUCUCCAGACUAAUGGUACGGUCCGAGACCGUUCAGCAGAGGUUCACACUUCUCAACAUUCUCCUGGCCACUAAGAACCAGUCGUGCCUGAAGGCCUUCCUGCGGUACCACGGCCUGUCUCUCAUCUGGAGCUGGAUGGUCGACAUGACGGACAGCUCCGCUCAACGGGACCUGCAAGUCAAGGUCCUGCACUGCCUGAGCCACCUCCCCAUCACCAACCGCACCAUCCUGGACGAGUCAAAGGUCAUGGGCGUGGUGGAGCGCUGGGCCAAGCAGCUGGCCAAUCAGCAGCCAGCGGACGCCGACACGGAAUCCUCGAGCGGGGAGCCGCUGUCACGAUCAGCUACGCCGCUCACGCUCAGUCUGGCCUACAGGAACAGCCCCUCGGAGCUGCUGAAGUCAGAAAGCGAGAAGAACUCGGAAAGUGACAACGAGCGAACACCGGCGAAGCGGCGCCGAGUCCAACUCCUGGAAGACAUGGAGAACAUCAAAACCUCGGAAGACAAGGACGGAAACGACGUGAGUUGCUCCGCCCUGCCGGAAGAGACAGAAGAAAAGAAGCAGGAGGAGGAGGAGAAGAUGGAGAGAAUGACGGAGACGAGAAAGGAGGUCGCUGACACCAGUAGUGAUGCCAAGAAAGGAGCAAAGGAUUCUGGGGAGGGGGAGGAGGACUCUAAUGACACACGAGAAGCGGAAUCGGGCAGCAGCAGUGCAAAGCCUGCUGGGAAUGGUGAAGAAGAUGAGGAAAGUUCUGACUUGGAGAGCGAGCAGAGUCAGGAGCCAGAGCGGCCGGGUGGGAUCGCCGAGAUGGCCGCACAGCUGCUCGAGUCAUGGAGCUCACUCAAGGAAAUCUACCGAAUCCCCAAGAAAGAAAAAGAAAAGAGGGACUCUGACGUCGAAUCUGAGCCAGACAACGAGAGAGACAGGGAAAGACGCGACCGGGAAAGAGACAGGGAGAAAGACAGAAGGAGAGAUUUCAAGGAGGAGGAAAGAAGAGAGGAGCAUCCAUGGCGCAUGUCUGCUAAGAAACGUCCCCUUGAAGAACCAGACAGUCACUCCACACCGAUCAAGGCUCGCUGGAAGGAACUCAGGAAGAAACCACUAGACAGACCGAGGAGUCCACUGAUCAAACUUAGCAAAGAGGAGAGGAGAAGGCUGUUUGAAAAGAAGGUUGCAGAAGAAGAGGAGACCAAACAACGGGAACAGCAGGAGCUGUACAUGCACCAGCUUCAGGCACUACAGGCCCUGGGCACGUACGACCCUAACAUGGCGCAGGCUUUCCAACAGGACGGGGCGCCCAUGUUUCCCGCCGGGCCGCAGCACCCACCACCUGAUGUCGCCAUGGAAACCAGUCAUGUGAUCCCGGGACAACCUGUGGACAACCUGCCUCAGUACCCACCUCAGGAGUUCUUGGAUGACAGUCUAGGAGCAGACCCUAUGGACCAAAUGCGGUUGGAGACCAGCCUGAAUGUGUCGCACCUGUCAGGGCUAGAGGAUCCAGGCACCCCCACCUCAUCACUACCUACCACUCCUCAGCCUAUUCCUGUACUACAAGUGAGAGAACAGUUAUGUUUAGUAACCAAGGUGGUCUUGGGGUUAGAGUAA